UUGGGAGUGAUCCCAAAUAUUCCGUCUCACCUAAUUUUUUUCUCUUCAGAAUGUUCAAAGCCCACGACAUCGCUAAAAAGCAGCAUCGUGAGCGUGCUCAGCCUCAGGCGCGCAAGAAAUGGGGCCUCUUGGAGAAAAAGAAGGAUUACCGGCUUCGGUCGCAGGAUUUCCACCGCAAAGAGGCGCAUCUGGCUCUGCUUCGAUCCAAAGCCCAGCAGGCUAACAAGGACGAGUUCAACUUCAAAAUGGUCAAAGCAAAGACUAACGACGGUGUGCUUGUGGCCUCCAGAGGUGCCGAGGUUCUCAAUGAUGAGCAAGUCAAACUUUUAAAGACUCAAGAUGCAGGAUACCUCCGAACUCUUAUCAAUAAUGAGCAGUCGAAAAUUGAGAAAGCAAAGGCUUCACUGCUCUUAGCAGGCAGCGGCAAGCACACACUAUUUGUCGAAAACGAAGAAGAGCUCGAGAACUUUGACGCAGCUAAACACUUUGAUACAGACAAACGACUCUUACACCGCCGCCAGAACCGUCUUCGAUCCAGCCAGCUUACAGACGUAGACAUUCAGCAGCCAGCUGAGACGUCCCUCAAAGAUCUGCAAACUCUUCAGAAACGUCUUAGUCGCCGAGAAGAGCUGGACCUGGUGCAGCAAGAGCUGGCUCUGCAGCGCGAACUCAUGAAGAAGGGCGACAAAAAGAAGAUUGUCAACAAAGACGGCACCGUGACGUACAAGUGGAAGAAAGUUCGCAAGCGUUAG
Wickerhamiella sorbophila is the source of this 752-nucleotide messenger RNA. RefSeq names its product U3 small nucleolar RNA-associated protein 11. The transcript has a single exon. NCBI's taxonomy places the organism in Eukaryota, Fungi, Ascomycota, Dipodascomycetes, Dipodascales, Trichomonascaceae. Gene Ontology annotation, cellular component: small-subunit processome; nucleolus. The record is from RefSeq and is a predicted model, not a curated record. The coding region runs from base 51 to 752 and encodes 233 amino acids. Gene Ontology annotation, biological process: rRNA processing.